Syzygium oleosum is the source of this 1904-nucleotide messenger RNA. RefSeq names its product transcription factor bHLH110. NCBI's taxonomy places the organism in Eukaryota, Viridiplantae, Streptophyta, Magnoliopsida, Myrtales, Myrtaceae. The coding region runs from base 324 to 1640 and encodes 438 amino acids. The record is from RefSeq and is a predicted model, not a curated record. Gene Ontology annotation, cellular component: nucleus. Gene Ontology annotation, biological process: regulation of transcription by RNA polymerase II. The transcript has 7 exons. Gene Ontology annotation, molecular function: RNA polymerase II cis-regulatory region sequence-specific DNA binding; DNA-binding transcription factor activity, RNA polymerase II-specific; protein dimerization activity.
UGGUCUCGUCAAGCUCACGCUGAGAAACAGAUAAAAAGUCUUCCUGAAAAAAACAAACCCCUAUAAUUAAAGUUGUAGAUGGACUACAUCUACACUUUCUUUGUUUCUUUCUUUUCAAGUUCCAUACUUUACAUGAAAUCUCUCUGAUAGAGUAAAGUGGGAGAGACAGAGAGAGUGGAGGACAAGCAUCAAGGGUGUCACCUGAGAGACUGUGUUGAUCAGCAAGAGAUUCCCCUUACAUCUGAGAUACUUGUAAGUGUAUUAAUUACUCAUCCUGGGGAUUCUCAAGAACUUAUUUAAGAAAAAAGAAAUUCUUGAAGCCCAUGGAAUCUGCAAAUCUCCAUCACCAAUACGAUCAAUUCCAAGAUCACCAUGCUGGGUCUUCUUCUUCAUCUUCUUUAGACAGCCCUUCUUGCUAUGGAUCAGUUGAUAACUCCCAUUCUUGGACACCCAACACCAGCUUCUUGAAUGCUGGUGGAAACUUCUCGAACUCCAAUGUCAUAGUAGCAAACUCUAGAACUGAUCCGACUCCGAAACAUGGCAUCCUCAGUCCUCUUCUCCAAAGUUCCUCGGUCCAAAUCGACCUUGGAUCUCACUGGACAAGAAACAACUCAUCAGUCGAACCGUUCGGCAAUAACGUAGACCUCACAUACGGUGUCAAGGAAGAGCUCUCGGGCUCUUCAAGAUUUACUGACCUGCUCAACAGUACUCAAUCUGGCAUUGAAGAUUUGCAUCUAUAUCACAGCACAAGUCACGUGAAGAACACUGAUGAGGAGAGUGAUGACUUGAGCGAACUCAGCCAGAAGCUCAUGCUCAAGACUUUGACCUCCACUUGCCAAAUUAACCUCAACGCGUACUUGCCCGGCCAAGAUUUCUUCUAUCCAAGCGCUCAACACUAUGUUCGGCCAGGGAUUUUCAGCCAGAUUCAUCCAAGCAUUGAUGUUUCGAAUUUGAGUCAGUCGCGGGGUUCGGUGUCAAGCUCCUUGGACAUAAAUUCUCCAGCAUUUGAUCUCCUAAACGGAAGAUUUAGUGGCAGUAUUGCAAACACUACGCAAGGGACUAAUCUUGGAAUGCAUAGAGAAAGCCUUGCUUUUGGCCUUCAACGAAUGCGGCAAUCAGCGCAACAUCACGAUCGAAUGAAGAUAUCGCCGGCUUUCUCCGCAAAGACAACAGAGGCAAAGAGACCCAGCAGUUCACUGGAGCCUAGCAAGACUAGUGGCCCUCAUCAUCAGGUUGCUCCCAAGAAAACAAGAGUGGAUCAGUCAACAAGAGCUGCUUCUGCACCUUUCAAGGUUAGGAAAGAGAAACUAGGGGACAGGAUAGCAGCUCUGCAGCAGUUAGUAGCACCCUUUGGCAAGACAGACACAGCAUCAGUACUGAUGGAGGCUAUUGGUUACAUCAAAUUCCUACAAAACCAGGUUCAGACGCUAAGCGUUCCUUACAUGAAGUCUUCCCGCAAGGAGGCCAACCGAUCGAGGCAACGGGGUCCGAGAGAGGAUGAAGAUGACGAACAGACAACCCAAAAUCUUAAAAGCCGGGGGCUAUGUCUCGUGCCGCUAUCGUGCAUGUCUUAUGUCGCCGCCGAGGGAGGCAGCGGAGGUGGCAUUUGGCCAUCACCUGCCGCCCAAUUACCUCAGUAGAGAGACUUCACAAGUUGUUCAUCUCCGCUUGGAUAGCUUGAGUUAAUCAUCUAGGUUCUCUCCUCGUCCAUCAUUUGUGGAGCAAAUUUGGUCAUUCUGAAAUAACCUCGACUUCAGCGGAGACCAAGUUUGAUCCAUCGAUUUUUUUCCCCCUGAUGAUAAUGUAACUUCAGGAAUUUUCUUUUUUUUGCCAUGCACAUUCGGUUCGUGAUGAGCAAUCAUCAUCGAAGGGAAUCUGAAAAUAAAUCAACUAGUUUAUGACCC